Messenger RNA from Stegastes partitus (bicolor damselfish), 1211 nucleotides. RefSeq names its product tetratricopeptide repeat domain 9C (gene ttc9c). The coding region runs from base 110 to 799 and encodes 229 amino acids. NCBI's taxonomy places the organism in Eukaryota, Metazoa, Chordata, Actinopteri, Pomacentridae. Gene Ontology annotation, molecular function: protein binding. The record is from RefSeq and is a predicted model, not a curated record. The transcript is spliced from 4 exons.
GAAAACCAGGAAGCGCCUGCAACAAACAGCAAGAUGAUUGUCAAGAAGUGCGGUCCUUAUCUGCAUAUUAUCUCUUUACUGGCAUAAGUUAACCAGCUCCACUGCAGAAAUGGAGGCUGCAGGAACUAAUAGUAGUCUGGACGUACAGGGAGCAACAGCAGCAGCAGCAGCAGCAGCAGAGCCAAGCCUUCCUGGACACCAACAGGCUCCUGCAAAGCCGGUUUGGACUUUGUUAGAGGAAGCAGCCCAAAUGAAAACAGAGGGAAAUGCGUUCUACAGGGAGAAGAACAUUCGCUCAGCCAUCGGUCGUUACCACCGCGCUCUGCUGGUCCUCCGGAGCCUCGACUCUGAUGUGAUGAAAUCCGUGAAAGGGUUUGGACCUGAGAGACCUGCACUCACACCGGAACAGGAGGCUGUACUGAGAAGCACACAAGUGGACUGUUACAACAACCUAGCUGCCUGUUUGCUGCAGAGACAGAAUGUUGAUUACGCUCGUGUGCGGGAGUACAGUCUACUCGUGCUGCAGUGGCGACCGGGUGAUGUCAAAGCACUGUACAGGGCAGGAGUAGCCACUCUGGAGAUGGGAGAUGCACAGACAGCCAAACAGUACCUCGCCCAGGCCUCCAGAGAGCAGCCUAAUGAUGCCAAUGUGAAGAGGCACCUGCAGAGGGCUGAGGAGAAACUGAAGCGAGAGUUACAAAAAGAGAAAGCCAUGUAUCGAGGCAUGUUUUCCUCCGGCCUGAAGGAUGACUCAGAAGAAGGGAUUAACCAAACCAACGGAGUCGGUGAGGGACUUUAACCUGCCAAAAAAAGCCUCAGCCGGAGAGACUGUCCAACCUCAGCUUAUCACAAACCAACUGAAGAAUGUUCACACGUCUUGAAUCGCUAAUGGUACCGUUUCUCUAUUAAGUGUUUGAGGUACAUUACACAGAAUACUGGAAAGCAGUCAGUGGGAAAGUAAAGAUGUUACUGCUGAAAAUAGAAAGCUGAAGACAGAAAAGUUAGUUUCCUAGCAACACAGAAACGAAAGAAAAUCCAGUAUAGUUCACAAAAAUGCUUCUGAAAGAUAAAGAGAGACUCUUUAUGCACUAUUCAAAUGCCUCCUUGAUUGCAGUUUUCUGGUCAGUGAUGUGAAUGUUGAUUUCUUUUUCUCUCUCUCUUUUUUUUGUUUAUUUUUUGAGUUUUCAAGUAAAAUAUUUUUUGAAUAAUAA